Molecule: messenger RNA, 1850 nt
Organism: Engraulis encrasicolus (European anchovy)
Lineage: Eukaryota; Metazoa; Chordata; Actinopteri; Clupeiformes; Engraulidae
Gene: slc39a9
Product: solute carrier family 39 member 9
Exons: 7
Coding region: 757-1698 (313 amino acids)
Biological process (GO): zinc ion transport; transmembrane transport
Cellular component (GO): membrane
Molecular function (GO): metal ion transmembrane transporter activity
Source: RefSeq, a predicted model, not a curated record
GAACGGAAUGUAAACUGCUAGUCAACCCGUCAGUUAGCCAGAAACGGCACAACUACUGAAGAUUUAUUGGCGAGCUGCUUAUAGUUUGACUGACAGCUCUAAAAUUAUUUUUUCACGGGCAUUUUGUUUGCGUUUAUUAAUCGCCAAUCCGUCAAUGUCCGCUUCUACAUCAGACGGGACAGAGCUAACUCGGCAGGCUAGCUAACGUUAUCUGGCGUAUUUUUUGCCACUGUGGCAAGGGGACCAUUGAACGUGGCUAAACAGACGGUUAGCAUACAAAGAGUGGGAUGAUGGGUUUCCGUGUUGGUGGACGGUGUAAUUUUUGAAGAACUGGAUAUUCACGACUGUCAAGUAUUGAUGUUUACCUAACCCAUCUACCCAAAACCCUGCUACUUGGACUUGUGUAGUUUACAAGUUAUGGGAACGUUAGUUUGUCAAUGUAGCUAGAUAGCUUGCACACGGUUCAGCAACCAACUACGAUAGCACAACAUAAACAAACCGAGCACGUCUUGAACAAUCAGCUGUUUUACACUGGUCAACGGUUUUGAUACUCGUGUUUGUGAAUUAAUUGGAUCCUUUUAAUAAUUGUGACAAUUUCGGCGUCGGCUCGCUUGCAUCUAAAUUUACUAGCGGAACCAAUCUGGCAAUGAUAAAAUCUGUAGAACUUUGAACUGUGGUCUUCACUACCUUUCUUUUUAAAGGGUAAAUUUUAGUGCUACCAGUCUAAUUUACUACCUUGAACCACCGACCGCUACAAUGGAUGACUUUAGCUCGAUCAGUCUGCUGUCGCUGGCAAUGUUAGUGGGAUGUUACGUUGCUGGGACCAUUCCUUUGGCUGUCAAUUUCUCUGAGGAGAAACUAAAGCUGGUCACCGUGCUCGGUGCAGGGCUGCUGUGUGGAACAGCCUUGGCUGUCAUCAUCCCCGAAGGCGUCCACGCACUCUAUGAGGAAGUCUUGGAAGGAGCGCACCACCACGGCGGGCACGGUGCGGAGGCGGAGGUGUCUGAGGCCAAGGUGGCGGUGGAGGCGGCGUCCGGGGCCCACGAGCACGGGGGCCACGAGCAGCUGCACGCCUACAUCGGGGUCUCCCUCGUGCUGGGCUUCGUCUUCAUGCUGCUCGUGGACCAGAUCGGCUCCUCGCACAUGCACAGCAGCGACGAUCCCGAAUCAGCACGAGUCAUGACCUCCAAGAUCACCACCACGCUGGGCCUGGUCGUCCACGCUGCAGCUGACGGCGUGGCUUUGGGUGCCGCCGCCUCGACAUCCCAGACCAGCGUGCAGCUCAUUGUGUUCGUGGCCAUCAUGCUGCACAAGGCGCCGGCGGCGUUUGGCCUGGUGUCGUUCCUGAUGCAUGCUGGUCUGGAGAGGAAUCGUAUCCGUAAGCACCUGCUGGUCUUCGCCCUGGCAGCCCCUGCCAUGGCCAUGCUCACUUUCCUCGGACUCAGCCAGAGCAGUAAGGAGGCCCUGUCGGACGUCAACGCCACCGGCGUGGCCAUGCUCUUCUCGGCGGGCACCUUCCUGUACGUGGCCACGGUGCACGUGCUGCCCGAGGUGGGGGGCAUGGGGGGGCACAGCCACGGCGGAGGAGGAGUGGGGGGCACCAACGGCAAGGGGGGGGGCCUCAGCAAGGUGGAGGUGGGGGCCCUGGUUCUGGGAUGCCUCAUCCCCCUGGUACUCUCCAUUGGACACCAGCACUAAGGUACCCGGAGGAGAGGAUGAGGAGGAGAGGAGACGAGACGAGAGCUGGGGGAGGCACUGCAGUGGGAUGGAUGGGACAUGAGGAGAUGAAGGAACAGUGAUGAACAGAUGGAUGGAGAGAUGGAUGGAUGAACAGUGAUGAAUGGAUGGAU